AUGGAGCUUGCUGUGGAGAAAGCGGUAACUGCGGAUACGGGCCAACCUACUGCGGUACAGGCUGUUCCAGCAACUGUGACGCAACCGCCGAGUGUGGAAAAUUUUCUAAACUGCUCAGAAUUUGGAUUCUGUGGCACCACAGCAGACUUUUGUGGGAAGAACUGCCAGUCUAAUUGCGUCGAACAUCCAAAGCCUUCCGGUGGGGGAGGCAAGGUGGACGAUCGCGUAAUUGGGUACUGGGAAGCUUGGAAUGCUAGAUCAGCUUGUCACAACACUCAAGCGUCGGAUCUUCCUCUCGAUGCUCUUACACAUGUCAACUAUGCCUUUGCCUACAUCGAUCCAAGCAGCUUUGAGAUUACAACCAUGGACGCUCAGACUCCAGUAAGCACGUUUGAAGACGUAGUGGCACUGAAGGACCUGAAGCCGGAUCUCAAAGUCUUUGUUAGUAUUGGCGGGUGGACCUUUUCAGACAACGGCACAGCCACGCAACCCGUAUUUGGAAACAUUGCUCGCACCUCAGACAACCGACAAAAGUUUGCCAACAACCUGCUCAAAUUCAUGACCGGAUAUGGGUUUGAUGGAGUUGAUCUUGAUUGGGAAUAUCCUGGUGCACCUGAUCGCGGUGGUAAGGAGGACGACACUAAGAACUACGUUGAACUUCUCAAGACAUUGAAAUCCACCUUUGAUAACUCAGGCCAAAACCUAGGCCUUACAUUUACUGCGCCAUCUUCAUUCUGGUACCUCCGAUGGUUCGAUCUUCCCGGCAUGAUGAAGUAUGCUGACUGGGUAAAUUUGAUGAGCUACGAUCUGCAUGGUGUCUGGGAUAGUAGCAAUCCGAUUGGUGCAAUCGUCCAGGCACAUACGAACUUGACAGAAAUAAAGCUGGCUGCAGAGCUCUUCUGGCGUGUCGAUAUUCCCCCGUCACAAGUCGCACUAGGCUUUGGCUUUUACGGCCGAGCAUUCACGCUUUCAGACCCAAGCUGUACCACGCCCGGGUGUCCCUUUAGUGGUGGUGCAAAGAAAGGUGCUUGCACUGCAACCAGCGGCUACCUUGCACACUAUGAGAUUCAAGACAUCUUGAACAAGAAUAACAAGCGAGAUCUAACAAUUGUACACGACGAAAAAGCAGCUGUCAAGUAUCUUCACUGGGAUAACAAUCAGUGGAUCUCGUUCGACGACGCAGACACUUUUAAGCAGAAGAGAGACUGGGCUAAUAGUGUUGGCUUCUCAGGGUCACUGAUUUGGGCAUCUGAUCUCGACGAUUAUGACAACACUGCACACAAAGCAUUUACCGGCAACCAGAAAAUUGGAUCACGAAAACAGCUCUCCGAUUUUAAUCUCAAGGAUGAUUACACGGAGACAGCAAACUCCUUCCUGGGCCAGGGUUGUAAGUUCAAUGAAACUGUUGUUAGCGAUGUCAAGAGCUACGACUGUGGUAAGGAUAUGGAAUUGGUAGCGUAUGAUACGCAUGGCUGCAAAGGCGACAAGAAUCAUAAAGACUGGCAGUGUGGAUGGCCAAUGUGCUGUCCUACAUCGGCACGCAUGAAGGACAAGUGCAUGUGGCGUGGAAGCGGUGGAGACUGCAAUGGCCAGUGCCAUCCCAAUGAAGUUAAAAUCGGUGGUUCUUCAUGGGGCGGUUAUCCAGGUGAGGGCCAUACUGGUAGGUGUAGUCGAGGAGGCAAGGCCCUCUGUUGCACUGUGGACACUGAGCCUGUCACGCACGGUUGCUACUGGACAGAAGGAUGUGACAACAAGAGAUGUGCGGCCGAUGAAGAAAGCGUGGCCCACGCAUUCAGCAUCAACAACAAUGCAUGCGUUGUAGAACUGCCGCCGCUGAAGCGUCGAGGUGACGAGCUUUUCAGUUUGCAAUCAAGGGCUUCUAGUGGUGGUCAGAACUACUGCUGCAAGAAAACUAAAAAGGCAUUUGACAAAUGCAGUUGGAUUGGCAGUGGUGACUGCGCGAAAAAUACAUGUGAACGGAAUCAAAUCACUCUGGCAACCGAUUCAUACGGAGAUUCUGAAGACUCUUGCAAUUGGUGGCGUUCAAAAGCGCUCUGCUGCGAGCCAAACGAGGAUGCCCUCAACGUCUCGAUAUGCGAUGGUGAUCUUUGCGAGGACGGCGGCUGCGAAAUUCCCGAACUGGACGACUCUCUCGCAAAGCGAUCCCUAUCUGAUGACUGGGAUUACCUAGAAGGCCGCGCAGACAACAAACGUCCGCCAGGUGCAGCUAAUCAAAAAACAGUCGUCCUCGAGGCAGGCAUCAAUCUGAUUCUGACAAGUGCCCCGUACCCCUCUGGUGCCAAGCUCUUUGAAGGAGGCGGAUUGAACACACUGUCGAUGAAAGGCGGUUUCAUGAUGGCAGACACCGUUUGCACCAACCUUGGUGUGGCAUUCCACACGCUCUCUAGUAUGGAGCAUCUGCUCAAGGUAGCUGUAACAGGCGUGCUCGUUUCCAAGAAAGCGAUGAAGGCUGCAAAAAUGUCGGCAAGAGAUGUGGCCAAUGCUUGGAACUCAGUGUAUCCAGCAGGUGCUACUCUUACGUCGCUAGGCCAGCAGUUCGUCACCGGAGUCACAGGCUUCGGGUCUGACGACGGGUAUGGUAAUGAUUGGAAUAACCUGAAAACUCCAAACAUGAGGUUCUUUACUGUCAUUGGAUCUCAUGCUUAUCGCUAUGGCCUUUCGUAUCUGCCUGGCGAUAUGAACACCAUGAAGAGUAAUCUACUGAGAGGUCAGGACCCUGUUGCCCUGCGGAAAUUCACUUCAAAUUUGAACAAGGUGGCCAAGGGAACCGAUCUCAAGGAAAUGGAAAAAUCGGUCUUUGGCACAGUCGCAUACUAUAACGACGCAUCCCUAGCCAGCUACUUUGACAAAACCACCAGCGACAUGACUGCUUUAGCCAAAGAAAUGGCCCAGUACUUUACCGGCUGGAAAAACUUCCCUGCGAUUCUCGCAGAGUACCAAGCGGACCUACUGGAGUACGCCAGUAACAAUGCUAGGAACUUUGUAACGGCACGCUGUACGUUGAUCCUCGACAAAUUCAAGGACGUUGAUGAGGCUACGGCUGCGGAACCCGUCAAGAACCUGAUAAAGACUACCAAAUUCUUUGCGACGCAGUUGGACAGGUUGAAGUUUAGUGAUACUUCUGUUGGAGCAGAGUAG
This is a messenger RNA of Bipolaris maydis ATCC 48331, 3159 nucleotides long. Its product is annotated as glycoside hydrolase. The record is from RefSeq and is a predicted model, not a curated record. NCBI's taxonomy places the organism in Eukaryota, Fungi, Ascomycota, Dothideomycetes, Pleosporales, Pleosporaceae. Gene Ontology annotation, biological process: carbohydrate metabolic process. Gene Ontology annotation, molecular function: hydrolase activity, hydrolyzing O-glycosyl compounds; chitin binding.